This is a messenger RNA of Rhipicephalus microplus (southern cattle tick), 2438 nucleotides long. RefSeq lists its product as uncharacterized. The record is from RefSeq and is a predicted model, not a curated record. NCBI's taxonomy places the organism in Eukaryota, Metazoa, Arthropoda, Arachnida, Ixodida, Ixodidae. Gene Ontology annotation, cellular component: acetylcholine-gated channel complex; membrane.
CCCGUUAUCUCUGUGCGUGGUGUCAAAGAAAAGAUACGCGUCGCCAGGAGAGCCUAUCGGAGCUGCUUUCGGCGUUGUGUGUGUAUAUAUCGCCCAUAAGUGUUAGUGGCCCGUCUUCGGGCGAGCGUGUAACGCCGAGGAAUUAUUAUUAAUAUGUGCUCGCGUGGAAGAAGCGUUCGGAAGCUGCCGACGUCGGACCUCGUCUCGAAUGAAGACGCUAGGCACUACCGAUAUUUCCUGUAAUCGGCAGCACUUGGGUUCUCCCAAGGUCGACGCAUCUUCCCUCGAUGAGAGCGACGCAGAAGGCUGGCGCCAUGAUGAAAUUCCAGGGCUUGCAAACCAGGGCGCCCGCUGGUGCGACCACGGGUCCGAAUAAAACGACAUGCCUCCAACUCGGCUGAGACUCGACCGCUCGGAGCUCGUCGCGACCCUCUGCUUGUCAUCGACUGCUAUUCAGCGCGCACAUGUAGUUGGCCAGACAGCGAUGCUGGCCGCUCUACGGGCGAAAGGCGCGGCCAUGUUGGUCCGCGGCAAUCGCCGAGGACAGGCGCCGGCCAUCUUGCUGGCGGCCAUGUUGUUGUCGUGCGCGCCCUCCGUGGCUCUAUCGGCGGAAAGCUGGUGCAACCUCGAGGACGAGGACCCGGACUCGAAGUGGUACUGGCGCGUGGACGAGUACCCCCACCCGUUGACGCAACCGCGGUACUGCAACCGCUAUAGGCCGUCGUUUGUCUGUGACCCGGACCGCGUCAUGACCAAGAAACAAGCUGACGCCCUGGACGGAAUAAUCGAAAGAAUCAGAAACGAGACGCUCUGCAUCUGCCCGACGUGCAGCAAAUCUCACGCCAGGGGCAUCACAUUGGGCGUUGCCAUCAUGGAGCAUUUUCACAGGGUCAACAAUCAGCCGGUCGAAGAAGCAGUGCGCGUGUUCGCGGAGACCCUGCGCAAAAAGUGGAACCUGGGAAAUUGCGACGACGACAUACUGCUUCUGAUCUCGACCAAGGACACUAUGUCGACCACGCUUGUGGGGCCCGCCGUGUCGGACGUAUUCCCGCAGGAAGUGGCAGACCAAAUCUACCUGGAGAGCCGCGGCCACUUCUCCAACUGCAACUUCUAUCUGGGUCUCGAGUCUAUGGUACAGUCGUACUUCGACAUGCUUCGCAGGCUCCAACUCAAGGGUCUGGUCGGUGCUCGCUUGCAGCCGACGGCUGGCGCCAGUGCGGGCGUCAUCGUCGGCAUCGUGUUUGGGGCCCUUGCCGGUCUGCUUCUCGCCGUCGCCGCUGUGCUGCUGCUGGUGCGCCGAUGCGACGCGCCGGCCAUCUCUAGCAAGAGCAUUCCUGAGGCCUGGCGUAGGAUGCGCACCCUGAGAACGGGGGCGAGGCCAGGCGCCCCACAUUCGGCUCUGCACAACAACACCAAGGCACCUCCGCCUGCGGCAGUGCCUUACCGUAUCAAGGUUCCAGCCACUGGUACAGCGGCUUCUGAACGGGUGGAAGUGACUGUCCCGUUGACUUCCGGUCUGCUGCUUCCGCCAGCACCGCCUUGUACUCGCACUCCGCCGCUCAGCAACGGACGCUACGAUGUUCCGACAGGCGGCUGCGACACGCCGGGGGGUCUCGACCCCAGCGACCCGAGUGACAGUUCAGACGACGAAAGGUCGACGACCGACAGCGACGACGAAGACUGCAGCAGCUGCGGCUCGAGUACUAGUGACGGUCACGAGAACAAUUCGGCUGUCAUUUCAUCAAGUGCCGAAACAAGAGUCACGGUUUGAAUGCCGUUAUCUGUGGGACAAGACAAUCGGCAAGUGAUUUUUAAAGAGGGUAUGUGUGAGAGAGAAACACAAAGACAGUUAAGCGAAGAGAGGAAAGGUAAGAAAUGUCACAGACGAACCUUGUGGUUUGCUAUCCUUCAAAUUUGAAAAGAAGUGAAGGGGUGAGAACAAAUACACAAGAGAAAACGAAAUCGCUUAUUGUCCGAUCACAGGAAGCUGUACAAGAAGCCCACAAGAAGAGUCGCAGAGACCUGUCGACUUCAAGCAGCAAUGUCAUCAUUACUCCUUGCGCAAUUGGCCCAUGCGGCCGUGUUCCAAGAAACUUGGCUUUCGAAAAUGGUUUGGGGUCCACAGUCAGUUUAAUGUUGUCCCCGUAGGCGUUUCCCAUCAGUGGGAACAAAACUCCGUCUCGGUGCCCCCUCUUCCCCUCCCUUCCGCCAUUUAGUUGAUUCCAAGAAACAUCGUUCUUAACAAUUAAUGGAACGACGUGAUUGUGAUAACGACCUGCCUUUGGUGCUUAGCUUUUCAGGUGUAAAGAUUGGGAGCAAACAACUCGUAGAACGCAACAUCAGGGGAAGUCGGCAGCUAUUAUUUUCAGAAACCUGCAUGGUCAUUACCCUGCUGUUUAUACCAUAAUGGUACAGGUCCGACUGAGUAAACAAACAGU